Molecule: messenger RNA, 2047 nt
Organism: Cynoglossus semilaevis (tongue sole)
Lineage: Eukaryota; Metazoa; Chordata; Actinopteri; Pleuronectiformes; Cynoglossidae
Product: ribose-phosphate pyrophosphokinase 2
Exons: 7
Coding region: 225-1184 (319 amino acids)
Biological process (GO): purine nucleotide biosynthetic process; 5-phosphoribose 1-diphosphate biosynthetic process
Cellular component (GO): ribose phosphate diphosphokinase complex; cytoplasm
Molecular function (GO): ATP binding; magnesium ion binding; ribose phosphate diphosphokinase activity
Source: RefSeq, a predicted model, not a curated record
GACGGAUCUCUCCUCUUUACCCUACAAACAUUGGCCUCUUAUUUCCUCUCUGUCUGCGGCUCGGCUGCUGCUGCACCAGUGCGAUGUUCGCUCUGCAACAAUAACUAACCCGCUCCCCUCGUUUCUGUUCCCUUUCUUGGGGAUACCGCUUGACAGACUUUCUUUUUAUAUUCUUUAAUUUGCCAUUUAUUUUUCUUACCAACGCGGGCGAUUUACUAUUCAACAUGCCGAACAUCGUGCUUUUUAGCGGGAGCUCCCACCACGACCUGUCCCAGAAAGUGGCCGAUCGCUUGGGUUUGGAGCUCGGGAAAGUGAUCACCAAGAAGUUUAGCAACCAGGAGACAUGUGUGGAAAUUGGGGAGAGCGUCCGUGGCGAAGACGUCUACAUCGUGCAGAGCGGCUGCGGUGAGAUCAACGACAACCUGAUGGAGCUGCUGAUCAUGAUCAACGCCUGCAAGAUUGCGUCCUCGUCCCGCGUCACUGCGGUCAUACCUUGCUUCCCCUACGCCAGGCAGGACAAGAAAGACAAGGUAAGUCGAGCUCCGAUAUCAGCCAAACUGGUGGCCAACAUGCUGUCAGUGGCGGGAGCUGAUCACAUCAUCACCAUGGACCUGCACGCCUCACAGAUACAGGGCUUUUUCGACAUCGCUGUGGACAACCUGUACGCAGAGCCUGCAGUCCUGCAGUGGAUCAGAGAAAACAUUCCAGAGUGGAAGAACUGCAUCAUUGUGUCUCCAGACGCAGGUGGAGCCAAACGUGUGACGUCCAUUGCUGACCGUCUCAAUGUGGACUUCGCCCUCAUCCACAAAGAGAGGAAGAAGGCCAACGAGGUGGACCGCAUGGUGCUGGUGGGCGACGUCAAGGACCGUGUAGCCAUCCUUGUGGACGACAUGGCCGACACCUGCGGCACUAUCUGCCACGCUGCAGACAAGCUCAUUGACGCCGGAGCGGUCAAGGUCUACGCCAUUCUCACUCAUGGAAUCUUCUCCGGCCCUGCCAUCUCCCGCAUUAAUAACGCUCCCUUUGAAGCCGUGGUGGUGACCAACACCAUCCCACAGGAGGAAAAGAUGAAGGCAUGCCCAAAAAUACAGGUCAUCGAUAUCUCUAUGAUCCUGGCGGAGGCCAUCAGAAGAACCCACAAUGGCGAGUCAGUUUCCUACCUCUUCAGCCACGUACCGUUGUAAGGACCAAGUGUGUGGACCAUUUCAGCUUUCUCUCUGUGUGUCAGCUACUAUGGCCUUCAGGAGGUGACUAUUAAAAGUCUCUCCAACAAAUCUCUGCUCUGGACAUUUAUAAAAUGUCACUUCCUCUUCUGAAGACCAGCUUUUGUAUUUAUGUUCAUCUAUUUGCCUCGUUUUGUUUCUUAUUUUUUCCUUUCCAUUACAGCAGGGGGGCCUCGUCUUCACUGUAACCAAAGGGCAUGUCAUGUAUUAACAUGUUUGUGUUAUUUGAACCCGUUUUUCAAAGUAUCAAGCAUUCCACUGGGAGAUGUGGUUUGAAUUUUCUUGGCUACUUCUGUUUGGGGAAAGUAAUAAGAAUGACUUAAAAAUGUUAGAAAAAAUAGAACUCUGCUGAAAGGGUUAAAAUAAUAGGUGAAAACUAACAACAAGCCCUAAAACCUUUUGACCUUGAUUGUAACGUUUGUUGACACACAACUGCACCACAAGUCAAAUCAUCUGCUUUGUUUUAAUGAAUGAAUGGUCUGUUAUCUUUUGCUUUGAUCUGCUGCCACCUUUUGGUGGUAAAUCUGUAUGGCACCCUUACUCUUUAUGUCUACUCAACUAUUCCUAAACCUAUUGACUCUCUAGAUGGUCUCUUGGUAAUGGAUGUGAGGUUUUCUGGUGCUUUGUUCACCUUUAAAAAAAGGUCAUAAAAUAAUUGAGCCUAAAUGUUAAGAUUGUCACAAUCAUUUAAAUAUAAAUUCUGUCAUUGUUGGUCACAUUUGUUCUGGAAGCAGAGUGAAGAAAUCACUGGUAAGAAAGCAUGACUUUUUUUAAUAUGUAAUGCUACAAACUUUUUCUUUGACAAUAAAGCUUUGACAAUAAGA